AUGGAACCUUUGUCCCGCAGUAGUUUCUGUGUCCCACCAAGUACCCCGGAGUUGUGUGACUCCACGACUCGUCGACUUGGGUCAACACACGAUAACAGAGAUACGAUAACGAACGACACGAUACGGUACGGUGGAAAGAGGUCUUCGAAGAAGACGGUAGGAUUGUACACGAUGUUCCAAGCUCCACCGUACCGUCACGAUCCAUUCUUGUCAAACUUUAAAAGUUGGAACGCCCAUGCUUUGGCAUCUCGUGGGUUGGGCUUGUUGAGCUGCAAUGUCAAAAUUGCAUUAUAUCCUGCCAGAAUCAUCAGCCAUGGACGUCUCACACUAACUGACGUCGUUUCACAGAUUAAGGCGCCUCGAUUUACAAAAAUAACAGUGCCACAUCUCACUCUCAGCUCCCGAACUGAAGCCCAUUUGUCGGGUAACCGAGCCAUUCGCCCAGCAUCAAUCCAUGACGACUUUACUACAAGCGUACUCGUUUUAGUCUCAACCUGCGAGAAAUGGCCAAGCUUAGACUCAUCUCUUAGCCCUUCUAUUGGAAUGGAGAAGUGUAGUCAGACGUACAGUACACUGAUGUGCGCAAAGACGACUGAUCAACCCGACUUCCUUUCGAUGGUGUGUAGAUGCUCUACACAUGUUGAGCAUCUUUGUCAAAUUUGUUCAAUUUUGCGGCAUUUCAAGGUCCCCUGUUCUCCCCCCUCCUCACUUUACUUUUGA
This is a messenger RNA of Pochonia chlamydosporia 170, 720 nucleotides long. RefSeq lists its product as hypothetical. The record is from RefSeq and is a predicted model, not a curated record. Lineage: Eukaryota; Fungi; Ascomycota; Sordariomycetes; Hypocreales; Clavicipitaceae. The transcript has a single exon. Bases 1 to 720 code for a protein of 239 amino acids.